Ectocarpus siliculosus is the source of this 1545-nucleotide messenger RNA. Lineage: Eukaryota; Phaeophyceae; Ectocarpales; Ectocarpaceae. The record is from the annotation of a GenBank genome assembly.
AUGGACCUGGAACAAGAAAUGGAGGCCCAAAAACGUCAGAUGGAUAUAGAGCGGGUACAGGCUGAGGUGGAAGCUAAGUUUGCAGCGGAACAACAGAACGAAGAUGUGAUGCUACGGAAGAUACAAGCUCAGGUGAUAAACACCAAAACGUAUGCCUUUAUUUUGGGUCUGGCAAAAGACACGUGGUGCCGCUGCCUGUUCCUCUUGAAUCGUCGCCUUGCGUGCACCCUUCUCGGAAGAAACCCUGUCGAUUCCAAUGGAUUCGGUAACAUGCGAACUGAAGUGACAUCAAGCCUUCCGUCGGAAUCUCUGGGUGAAGAGGACCGCAGGCGGACCCAAGAGGCCAUCAACACAGUCCUCGCGCACCUCGCAUCUGCCGUCUACGGGCUCGUGUCCGACCCUAGACGAGCGUUAACGCUGACCUCGUGGCUACUCGGUCUAUUGGCCGGGUAUAUGGUGCUGAAGGAGGGUACUCUUCUCCUCAGACAGCUCCUCGAAACCUACCUCGGGAAGCCCAGCUUGGUGCGAGAAACUUCUCGUGUGGGGACGCUGAGGUCGACCAACCACCGUCUUCUCCAUGCAGCGAAAUGUUUGGUUAGAUUCAUCUGUGAGAAGGCCGGCAAGGCUUCUCUUGAGGGAGAAGGCUGGUCACCAAAGAGAACGCGAUCCGGGAGGGAGGAGGCUGUGAACGCUUUCCGAGACGUCGUACUUGCCCCGGAUCUCAAGGAACAGGUGCUUUCUCUGGCGGUGGCGACGAGAAAUUCCAAGAGGAACGGCGCUCCCUACCGACACCUCCUGUUGUACGGUCCUCCCGGCACUGGAAAAACCAUGGUUGCCAAGCGCCUGGCCGCAUGCUCUGGUAUGGAUUGCGCGGUGAUGAGCGGUGGAGACGUUGCCCCUUUGGGCAAAAAUGCUGUCACGGAGCUUCAUAGUCUCUUCCGUUGGGCUGCCAAGUCGCCCAGGGGACUCCUACUGUUCAUCGACGAGGCUGAAGCUUUUUUGGGCAAGAGAUCCAGACCUGACAUGUCCGAGGGCACGAGGAACGCCCUUAACGCCCUGUUGUACAACACGGGUUCGGCUAGUCGCCGGCUAAUGAUGGUCUUAGCUACCAACAGGGCAGAGGAUCUGGACGAGGCUGUUCUGGACCGCAUGGACGACUCCCUCCUGUUUCCUAUCCCUGACAGGAAGUCUCGAGCACAGCUCCUGGUCCAGUAUUUCCACAAGUACUGCGCGACUGGUAAGGAUGGCAGAUCUAUUGGCGCGGGUUGGGGUCUUUCCAGCAAGAUCUCUGGGUGGUGGCGCGGGAGCUCGGCCGAAGGACUGACGAUCGAUGUAGGGGUGGACGAACGCCUUGUUAAGGGACUCGCAGAGGAGGUGCAGGGCUUCAGCGGCAGAGAGGUGGAGAAGCUUAUGCUGGGGGUGCAGAGCUGUGCAUACGGAUCCGAGGACGGGGUGGUGACGGCCGACAUGAUCAAGAGGGUCGCGACUCAGAAGGCAAAGGAGCACGGUGCCAAAGUCAAGAUGAGGGCGGCAACCGAACAUUAG